This is a messenger RNA of Hemibagrus wyckioides, 2067 nucleotides long. It is a transcript of the gene adra2da, whose product is annotated as adrenergic, alpha-2D-, receptor a. Gene Ontology annotation, biological process: adenylate cyclase-activating adrenergic receptor signaling pathway. The transcript has a single exon. Gene Ontology annotation, molecular function: adrenergic receptor activity. Gene Ontology annotation, cellular component: membrane. NCBI's taxonomy places the organism in Eukaryota, Metazoa, Chordata, Actinopteri, Siluriformes, Bagridae. The record is from RefSeq and is a predicted model, not a curated record. The coding region runs from base 300 to 1592 and encodes 430 amino acids.
GUGGAGUGGAGAAUUGCGCGCGAGUCAGUGUGCAAGAAGUAAAAGAAGACACAGAUCCGCGGUGGUGGCGAUGUCAUCUCUGGAUUAUCACUCUGAAAGCCAUGUCCGACAUAAAAAUGUCCCGAUCACAUCACUAAAGUCACUGCGCGCGCUUUGACGUUUGCCAAGUACGCACUUGUGGAACGCGAUGGAAAGCGAAGGAACUCAUGGCACCUUUUAUGCGGCGUGUUGAUGUAAGACGCCGGUGCGUCUUUUAGGCUGUCCACAUUCAGGCGCCGGGCGGAAAGGAUGCGCGCAACAUGGACUUGAGCGUACUCAACGGCACGGAGGAGCCCAACGCGACUGCAGCUGCAGCGUGGCCACACACAGAGGCCGCGGCGGCCCUCAUUAUACUCGUGGCGUCACUUCUUAUCCUGGUUACCAUCGUUGGGAACGCGCUGGUCAUCGUAGCCGUGCUGACAAGCCAUGCGUUGCGCGCGCCCCAAAACCUCUUUUUGGUGUCUCUGGCCUCGGCGGACAUCCUGGUGGCGGCUCUUGUCAUCCCCUUCUCGCUCGCCAACGAGGUGAUGGGGUACUGGCGCUUCGGGCGCGCGUGGUGCGCGCUCUACCUGGCGCUGGACGUGCUCUUCUGCACGUCCUCCAUCGUGCACCUGUGCGCAAUCAGCCUGGACCGCUACUGGUCGGUAACCGAAGCGGUGAGCUACAACGCGAAGCGCACGCCAGCGCGUGUUAAAUCCACGAUCGCGGUGGUAUGGGCAAUUUCCGCGGUCAUCUCCUUCCCACCACUAGUUAUGACCGAGCACAACGAACAGGUAUGCAUCAUUAACGAGGAGCCAUGGUACAUCUUGUCGUCUGCGAUCGUGUCCUUCUUUGCGCCCGCACUCAUCAUGAUCGCCGUCUACCGCAAGAUCUACCGAGUAGCCAAGCAGCGCGCGUCAGCCGUCUUCGCAGCUAAAAACGGUGGACCACUACCGCGCACCUCACCUUCCGACACGUGCCUUGCGCGCGAUGCCAAACCUGAAGCGGAGAGCCCGAGCAGCCUAAGCUCUGGGAGCAACCGACAGCAGGAAGAGCGGAGAAGAAACGAGGACGACGACGAUGACGAAGAGGAACUCGACGACAUCGACCUGGAGGAGAGCUGCGCGUGGGACGGUCAGCCCAAAAAAAGCAGCAGCGCGCGCUUCGCAAAGCGCAGGAAAGCGGAAGGACGGACGGAGCGGACUUGCUGCCGAACAACGCCGUGGGCUUCCAAACAGCCCCGUACCGUACCGCGCGUCACCAGGCCGCUGAAAGUCGCCAGGCCAAGCGCGCGGAAAACCAGAGCGGCGCAGCUGCGAGAGAGGCGCUUCACCUUCGUUCUCGCGGUGGUGAUGGGAGUGUUCGUGCUUUGCUGGUUCCCGUUUUUCUUCACUUACAGCCUGCAAGCGGUGUGCGGGGCACGGUGCCGCGCGCCAGAACGCCUGUUCAAGCUCUUCUUCUGGAUCGGUUACUGUAACAGCUCCGUUAACCCCAUCAUUUAUACAAUAUUUAACCGUGACUUCCGGAAAGCGUUCAAGAAAAUCUUGUGCGCGUCUGCAACUCAGCGCGUCUGAUCAGGAUUUUGCUCGGAACUUUGGACUGUAUGGACGAGUUUAUUUAAAAGCGGGGUUGCCAGAUUAUAUUCUUUAUUUUUUUUUGUUUCAGUCCACAUCACGGUUUAAACCUCCGAAUUCGGCCAAAAUGUAACUUUGCCAAAUGGAUGCCAAACUUUCUUGAAAUUUCGAUGUUCACCAGAUCAGGUUAAUAUCGCAAAAUAAUAAUAAUAAUAAUAAUAAUAAUAAUAAUAAUAAUAAUAACAACAACAACAAUACGCAAAAUAAUAAUCUAAAAGAGCCCGGAUGUUGCUUCCACAGCAAAAUGUGAAAUAACUAAGAAAUAAACCUGUGACCUUGUAAGUCUGGCAUCACUAUUUUACUGAAAUGAUUUUUUGUCCAUUAUGUUUGUACAUAGCCUUCCUGAAGUGUUUAUAAUGUAAAAAAGAGUAAGAAGACGUUUAAAUGAUUAAAAUAUGUAUAUAUAAAUAUGUUA